Messenger RNA from Panicum hallii, 3994 nucleotides. RefSeq names its product putative disease resistance RPP13-like protein 3. Gene Ontology annotation, molecular function: ADP binding. The transcript is spliced from 3 exons. Bases 122 to 2851 code for a protein of 909 amino acids. Gene Ontology annotation, biological process: defense response to other organism. NCBI's taxonomy places the organism in Eukaryota, Viridiplantae, Streptophyta, Magnoliopsida, Poales, Poaceae. The record is from RefSeq and is a predicted model, not a curated record.
GUUGUCAGUUCCAGCCACACGGUUCAGUUCAGGGAUCCAGACUUGGUCCUGUUCCAAGUCAACGGCGUCGGCCAGCGAGCACCAUUCACGCCAUUGCUCGCACCCUCGCAGGGACGGAUUCAUGGAGGUCGCGAUGGGGUUGCUGUCGAGGCUCAUCCUCAAGGUUGGGGAUCUGCUCGUCGGCGAGUACAAGCUGCAGAAUGGGGUGAAGGGGGAGAUCAUGUUCCUCCACCCUGAGCUCGAGAGCAUGCAGGGGGCCCUGGAGGAGAUAGCCACCGCUCCGCCGGACCAGCUCGACAAGCAGGACAGGAUCUGGGCCAGCGAGGUGCGGGAGCUCUGCUACGACAUCGAGGACAGCAUCGACACCUUCGUGGUGCGCUGCGCGGGCGGCGCGCCGGCAGGGACGCCGGAUGGCAUGAGGGGGUUCAUCCAUAGGAGCCUGGAUCUGCUGACGAGGCUCCGGAUCCGCCGUCAGGUCGCUGCCGACAUCAGAGACAUCAAGAGGCGCGUGGUGGAGGCCGGCGAGCGGCGCGAGAGGUACAGGAUCGAUGUGGCUAGGCCUGCUGCUGCUGUUGAUCCUCGUCUGUUGGCUCAUUACAGGAAGGCAACAGAGCUUGUUGGGAUUGAUGAGGCAAGGGAUGAGGUGAUCAGCAUUCUGAUGGAAGGGGAUGAUCAGGUGUCCAACCAGCAUGGCAAGGUAGUUUCCAUAGUUGGAUUUGGGGGGCUGGGAAAGACGACUCUUGCUAAUGCAGUGUAUGAAAAGCUCAAGGAAAAUUUUGAUUGCUGGGCUUUUGUUUCGGUAUCUCAAACUCCUGACAUGAGGAAAAUUUUCAAGGGAUUGCUCUAUGAACUUGGAAAGAACGUGAAUGAUGAAACAUUGGAUGAGAGGCAGCUCAUCGAUCAAGUUAGAAAAUUCCUUCAGACAAAAAGGUACUGCAUUGUUAUUGAUGACAUAUGGAGUGUCUCAAUUUGGGAUAUGAUUAGAUGCGCUUUGCCUGAUGGUACUGGUGGAUACAUAAUUAUCACAACUACCCGUAUUUUCAAGGUAGCCGAACAAGUUGGUGGUGCAUACAAGAUGAAACCCCUCUGCCUUGACAGUUCCAGAAAAUUACUGUAUGGAAGAAUAUUCAGCAAUGAUGAAAAAUACAAAUGUCAUGAUGAGUUCCUAGCAGAAGUAUCUGAUAGGAUUUUAAAGAAAUGUGCUGGUGUACCAUUAGCUAUAGUUACGAUAGCUAGUUUGUUGGCUAAUAGAGGAAGAAAUAAAAUGGAGUGGUAUGAGGUGUGCAACUCUAUUGGUACUGGACUGGAGUAUGGUCUAGAUGUAGAGAAUAUGAGAAAGAUUUUAGCGUACAGCUAUUAUGACCUGCCAUCCCAUCUACGGACUUGCUUACUAUAUUUAAGUGUGUUUCCAGAAGAUUAUGCAAUUGAAAAAUUUCGACUGAUAUGGAUGUGGAUAGCUGAAGGUUUUGUACAACAUGAAGUACAAGGGAAAGGCCUGUAUGAACUUGGAGAGUGUUAUUUCAAUGAGCUCAUAAACAAAAGUUUGAUCCAACCCGUGUAUGACAGGUAUGAUGCCGUAAUAGAGGCGUGCCGUGUACAUGAUAUGGUUCUUGAUCUUGUCCGUUCCAUUUCAAGCGAAGAAAAUUUUGUUACCAUGUUAAACAAUGAGCACAGCACAUCUCAGGCGAAAAAGGUACGUAGGUUAUUGCUUCAGAGCAACAUGGUAGAUCAUGAUACUCCUUGUGCUAGUAUGAGCAUGCAGCAAGUGAGGUCAGUUGUUGCCUUUUCACUAGCUUCCAAUCUAAUGCUCGCCCUUGGGAGCUUCAGAGUUUUGCGUGUACUGGAUUUGGGCAAUUGUUAUCUUCCACAAGAUUGUGAUCUUAAGCAUCUUGGAAAUUUAUUUCACUUGAGGUACUUGGGAGUAGGAAAGACAUCUUGUGCUCAGCUUCCUGAUGAUGUUGGAAACCUGCGAUAUCUACAAACAUUGGAUUUAGUGGGAACUCGUUUUGGUUGUUUGCCAUCAACUGUUGUUCAGCUAAGACAUUUGAUGUGCCUACGUAUCGACCAGCAUACAAUAGUGCCAAAUGGGAUUGGAAGACUAACAUCCCUUGAAGACCUCUCAACCUUGUACAUCUGUGACUCCACGAAUAUCACAGAAGAGCUAUGCCAUCUAACAGAACUCAGGGUGCUAGAAAUUUUCUUGGUCGCUGCAAACGACACCUUGGGGAGAUCUCUGGUGAUGUCCUUAUGCAAGUUGCAAAAAAUGCAGAGUCUAACUGUCUGGGUCUCUGGUGGUGAAUGCAACUUCGAUGCAUGGGUUGCCCCUCGACAUCUCCGUAGCCUACAACUACAAUGCUGCUGGUUCUCAAGGCUGCCAGAUUGGAUGGCUCCAUCACUUCUGGACCUCACCAUCAUACAGAUCUCUGUGAGGGAGCUGCAUCAGGAUGAUCUCAAAAUUCUCGGGAGGUUGCCAGCUCUCCGUCAUCUGUAUCUGAUGUUGGACCAUGAGAAUCUCAAAAUCCCUCGGAGAUUUGUCAUUGGUACUUCUUCAUUUCCAUGCCUUGUAGGAUGCAGAUUGUUGGGAUUUUUAGGAGCCGUGAUGUUCCAGCAAGGUGCUAUGAUGAUGCUUACAAGCCUUGCCUUCACGUUCCAUGCACGGGAAGUGAGAGAGAUUACGAGCAGUGAUGGUAGACUCAACUUGGGCUUGGAGAACCUGGUGUCACUCCAGGAUGUCCUCGUUUACUUCCGAACAAGAGGAGCCAGCGAGAUGGAAGUGGAGGAGGCAAAGGCUGCACUAAGCCAUGCGUUUGAGAUUCAUCCCAAUCAACCCAACUAUGACAUAUGGUGUUGAAGAUUGAUGUUGGUUUUGGACAACAGAUUUUUAUCCUAUAGAUAGACGAAACCUGCACUUACAUACUUAACACAUGUAAUUUGCCAAAAAAAACUACCUGAUUACAUUUUCUUGGUAGUAGGUGUUCUUGUUUUAUUUACUCAUUUGACCAAGUACAUGUUCAUCUUUUGCUUUUCCAAGCCCAUACCACAGUACCACACCAUCAACUCAAGGUAGGCAAAUGUGUUUUAUAGUCAUAUCUCCAUUUUUAAAACGGGAAGAUUCUUGGGUGAACCUAUUGCAUCUUCAGCCAAAAGCUGACUUGAUACCUGCUGUCGUGGAUGAAACUACAUCAUGCUAGCACACUGAUGUUUAUUUGUUUCGCCCUUCAACAUCUUUGUAUGCUGAAACAGAAACUACAUGCUAAUAGUUCUCUACACGGCCUUAUUGAACCAAAUCCCAGGCUUCUGGACCUAUCUUUUAUGCUGACCUCCAUGAGGGAGCUCCAGCAGGAUGAUCUGGAUACCUUUGGGAGGUUGCUUGCUCCCUGCAACCUGUAUUUGAAGGUAGCCAUAGAAAUCUCAAGAUCCCUAGGGGCUCGUUUGGAUAAAACUAAAUCAUUCCAAUACAUAUGGAUUGUAGUGAAAAAUGAACCAACUUCCCGCAAAUGCCUCCCAAUAGACCUAGGAGAUUCAUCGUAGGAUGCAAGUUGUCGGGAUUUAUUUUUGGAAAAGGAAUAAAGUUCUGACCUUUUGCAUCGUCCAAUACAUAUACCCAUAGUUAUCGGGAUUUAUAGGAGUUGUGAAGUUCCAAAGCGAAAGAAGCUACUGUCGUGGGUUCCAGCUUGACCUUGAUCAUCUUGUGAAUCAGUCAGUGAAGAGAUAGUCAGUGAUGCUUGUCAUUACAAAUUACUACCAUUUUACUUGUGAUUCUGUGACAAGAACCAUCAAUAGCUACCAUCGCAGCGGCGGUUCAAUCCGGUGACAAAAACAGCAUGGUUCUGCAACCAGCAGCAGCUCGAUUUGCUAUCAACACCUAUUGAUGGUUCCAUUCCAGGUUGUGCUCCUGUUGAGUACAGUGGUUCCAUUGUCAGAUUUUUUCAGCUGCCAAGCGAUUAUGUUGUUUGUUUUCUUGAUGGUCCAAGGAAACAAAAUCACUUGCUCA